AUGAAGAGUGACGAGAGCGAACGUACUGAGGUCGAUGCCCAUCUGAAAACAGAUGAGGAGGCGGCCAAGCUGCGGUUACCUGAAUUACAGGAAGAUUUGGUCGACUGGAGCGGUCCAGAUGACCCCGAGAACCCCGUAAACUGGCGUGCGGCCAAGAGUUUUGGUCAUGUUGUGAUUGUGGCCGUCUUAUCAAUGGGAGACAAAACCCCCCAAUCUAACCAACAUACUAGCAACAUCGCCUCAACCAUGGUCGCUCCGGCAAUGGGGGGCGUCGUGAAAGACUUGGAGAUCACUAACACGACCCUUGCAACUUUGAUCGUCAGUAUCUAUCUACUGGGGUUCGCAUUAGGUCCCCUCAUCAUUUCCUCGCUCUCCGAGGUGUACGGGCGCCUCAUCGUCUAUCACGUAUGCAAUUUUAUCUUUGUCAUUUUUGUUGUCGCCUGCGCCCUUAGUCAAACUACUGCUCAACUUAUGGUCUUCCGGUUUAUCACUGGCUGUGCGGGAGCGGCGCCACUUUCCCUCGGCGGUGGAACGAUCGCCGAUGUCAUCCCGAUUCAGAAACGCGGUGCGGCAGCCGCCUUGUUCGGCUUGGGCCCCCUUCUAGGACCAGUUCUAGGACCGGUGAUUGGGGGCUUCGUUGCACAAGGAAAGGGUUGGCGAUGGGUCUUUUGGGUGGUCGCGAUCCUCGGAGGGGCCGCGUCUAUCGGGACGCUUAUCUUCAUGCGCGAAACACACCCUAAUACCCUGUUGGAACGGAAAGCCGCCCACUUGCGAAGCGUAACUGGGAACCCUCACCUCCGGUCAAAACUCGAUCGCGGCCUCAAAGAGCAGCAGAUCAUUGUCGCCGCCCUCGUACGCCCCACCAAACUCUUGAUGUUCUCGCCGAUUGUGCUCGGCAUGUCCAUCUACGUGGCUCUCAUUUUCGGCCUUCUAUACCUCCUUUUUGCUACUUUCAGCAUGGUCUUCGAAGGCCAGUACGGAUUCACCACCGGCACUUCUGGUCUGGCCUACCUGGGCCUCGGCAUUGGUGAACUAGUAGGGCUAGUCACAUUUGGUAUUCUGAGUGACCGAAUCAUGAAGGAAAAAAUGGCGGCGGACAAUGUCCAGGAACCUAAGCCAGAAUACCGGCUAGUCCUGAUGAUGUGGUUCCCGCCAGUCAUUGGACCUGGGCUCUUCAUUUACGGCUGGACGGCAUACUACCAGGUUCAUUGGAUGGCUCCGAUUAUUGGAACUUUCAUUGUUGGGUUUGGCUCCUUCUUCGUGGUCAUGCCCUCCCAACUGUUUCUGGUGGAUCUGUUUGGGUCAGAAGCGGCGGCAUCUGCACUAGGGGCCAACAUUCUCCUCCGAUCGAUGUUCGGGGCUUUCUUGCCGCUUGCUGGAUCGCAUAUGUAUUCGACGCUCAACUACGGAUGGGGUAAUACGCUGUUAGGGUUCCUGGCCCUGGCAUUUGCACCGGUGCCAGUUCUGUUCUAUCGGUAUGGUGAAUUUUUGAGGAGUCGGACGACAGUCAAGCUGUAA
Molecule: messenger RNA, 1518 nt
Organism: Penicillium verhagenii
Lineage: Eukaryota; Fungi; Ascomycota; Eurotiomycetes; Eurotiales; Aspergillaceae
Product: MFS transporter
Exons: 3
Coding region: 1-1518 (505 amino acids)
Biological process (GO): transmembrane transport
Molecular function (GO): transmembrane transporter activity
Source: RefSeq, a predicted model, not a curated record